CCUAACAAGCUGACAUGCUUUUGAAAAGAAAAAACCAACAGCUUAAAAAUACACAUUUGGACUCUGUAAAGAAGACCGACAUGGCCAUGUAUACGAACCGCAGAGGGAAAAUGGUCCCUCUGGAAGAAGAUCACUGGACGUCAGUAACUUCAAAUCAGUUCCUCGGCGCAUUUGCGCCAUUUCCGCGUUUCGCCUGGAUUCAUCCAAACGCACCGAGGGACAGCUAUGAUAUGGUGUGCAAAAUUGUCUGGAGCAAAGCUACCCAGGUGAAACCUGGAAGAGGUCAAAGUUCACUGGAAAUCCAAGCUAGUAAAGACGACACUCCUUCAGUCAUCAUGUCAAGUCACAGGGCUGAGAAGCAGCAAGAAGACACAGAUGAUUACACGCACUAUGAUGAGGACAAGAAGCAAUACCACACUGACUUCACCCUUCCUUGUCCUUAUCUCUCGGGCCGCAGACAUCACGGCCUAUCCAAUCCCGCACGGGUGCUGAGCCCUGUGCUGGAAGUGGAGACAAGGCAAAUUAAGGAAGAGGCGGGCGGAAAAAGAAAGUCGUCCUGUCGGGAGAGGGAUGUGCAAGAUAAACAAAGGAGUGUUGAAAACUCUCUUCAGAAGAUGCAGGUCUCUCAAUCCAGCAGAACAGGCACACAGAGCUCUGUACCUGCACCUCAACAUAUGGUGACAAAUCCUGUCUGCUUUGAAGGCCACACCCCACACCUGCCAGACAGAGAAGGUUCUCUACACCCUUCUAAACUACCCGGGGAUGAAUGUGGAAGCGAGAAAGAGCAGAAUGCAAGUAGAGACUCAGACAGCUACUCUAGUGAUGAUAGUGAUGCUGUUAGUCUACCUGGGGUGCAAAGUUGUGCCAGCGACAGCAGAAAUAAUGACUCAGUGGUUAGUGCAAAAGUAGUGAAGAAAAAGGAAAUUCCAAGCUCAUCUGCUGAGCUGAGCUGCGACAAUGAGCAGGAUUCCUUUUUUACAGCUGAUGAAGACUUUCCUGCUCUCACCACCAUCAACGCUGGCAUUCCGCUAUCUCUCACAGGGCCGCCAGCCUUGGGGAAGAUAAAAGGCCAGUGGGAGAUUCCCCUUUCAUUCCACCCACAUGACAUACCCACUGUCACGUUGGCAAGUGGCGUGAAUGACCCUGUGCAGGCUCCCAUCCAAGGCAAACCAGAAGCACCUGAGGCAAAUUCAAAAACCAAAGCACCACCAGCAGUCCCAGUGCAGAACGAGGCUUAUGACCUCUUGGCCGACUUCCCAGCCCUCCAGCCCCCAAAGAACCCUUUAGCGCUUGGUGGAUUGCGUCAGAGGAAUCCCAAGACCAACGAUGCAAAGGGGAAAGGAGUUCUCAUUUCUACUCCAAGCCACUGCCAAAGCUGUAGGGGUUCCCAUGAGAGGAGAUUGGAAAAUUCGCCCCACGAGGACUCCUCCAUCUGUGCAGGAGAUCAGAAAUCUGUGCUGGACCUUCAAACAUUUGGCACAGUCCGCCAUCACAACUCUCCCACCAUCAGCUGUGAGCAACGGAAGGCCAACAAGCAGCCGCCGCCUAGAGUUGCAGGUGCAGAUGGCGUGGGUGUCAGUGCCAGGUCCUGGGCUAAUGCUGCCAAGGCAGGCAUGAAGCAAGCAGCUGCCCCUCAGGAGAAAGCCAGACCUUGUACCUUUCAGCAGAUAGUUACCAUUAACAAAGCCAAAGCUGAAUAUGGUGCUACUCCAAAAAUCAACAAGAAAGCAACAGUUUUCCAUCCAGGAUCAAAUCAGAAGAUGAUAACCUUAAAACAGUGCUGCUUUCACCCCUGCAACCAAAUCCACUUUGUCAGAUUUUGCAACCCUCCUGGCUAUCAGCAUUUUGGAGUCCAGCCGCAUCAAGCCAACUAU
Neolamprologus brichardi is the source of this 1874-nucleotide messenger RNA. The record is from RefSeq and is a predicted model, not a curated record. NCBI's taxonomy places the organism in Eukaryota, Metazoa, Chordata, Actinopteri, Cichliformes, Cichlidae.